Molecule: messenger RNA, 1895 nt
Organism: Glycine soja
Lineage: Eukaryota; Viridiplantae; Streptophyta; Magnoliopsida; Fabales; Fabaceae
Product: zinc finger CCCH domain-containing protein 6-like
Exons: 4
Coding region: 206-1687 (493 amino acids)
Molecular function (GO): metal ion binding
Source: RefSeq, a predicted model, not a curated record
UACUUCUAGGGUUUUCACAGGAUCUCUCUUUCAGAGUGAAGCAGAGAGAAGAAAAGCCCCUUAUUUUGUUUAAGGUUCUGAUUUCUCAGAUUUACUUGCAUUUCUCAUCCAUUAAGAGUAUAGUGCACCUAGCCUCUUCUCCGAAUCGAUCAUUUUCUCUUCUUGAUUUGAGAGAAUUUAAGUACCAGCAAAUCUGAGAUUUAACAUGAAGCGUUCAAGGAAAUUGAAGAAGGUUUCAUGGGCUCCUGGAUCUAAUCUAUGCCAGGUAAAAUUGUUCUUAUCUGAGGAUCUCCCUUCAAAAGUUGGCGAGAAAUUUCAAGAUCAUUUUCAAGCAAAGAAAAUGUCAAUAGGGUCUUCAGAUGAUUUUCCUCCUGGUUUUGAAGACAAUCAUUUGCGAAAUCAAUCAAAGGCUAAACUCUCUCACAUCCCUCAGAUUAAAUGGGAAUGCCCUUCUUUGUUCACUUUGAGUAAUGAUUGGCGCGUUGCAGCUGGUGAAGACAGUACGGAGACAUGUGAUCAGAAGUUAAGAGAAAUGAGAGUGCCUGAAGCAAUUUAUCCUCGUAUUUCUGCCAUUCCUGAUGGACCUUCUGAAUCGGAGAAGGAAUUUUAUGAUGAUAAUGAAAGCCUCAUUCCUCUCAUCCCUCUCAUUCCUGUUGAGGAGGAAGAAGAGUCAGCAGAGGAUAUUGAACCUGACUCUUCCAUCAAAAAAUUGCAUAAACAAAACUCUCAGCAGCAAUAUAUACCACCGGCAAUAUCUCUUGUUAACCCAGAAUGCAGCAAUGUUAAUUCACAUUGCAGUGGAAAGCCAUUAGGUGCAACAUCUUCUGAGGCAGAUAUAAUUGCAGCAGCUUCUUCUGCUGCUGUUGCUUCCAUCAUAAAAAGGAAUGAGCAAGGAACCUUGAUUGAUAUGGAUUUGCUCGUUAAAUUAUUUACUGACCCAACAAUGAUUGAGAAAUUAAUUGAGCAAAAUAGAACUGCUACCACCACUGUCAGUGUCAGUGCCCCCUCAAGUAUUUUGAGUAUACCAACUUCUUAUUCUAAACCUGCAGCUGUAGCAUCUGAGACUACACCAACAACCACAAGGCCAUCAAUUACAUCUGUUCCAUCUGUUUCAUUGCCUAAGCCUGUACCUCCUCAAACAGUAACAAGGCAUAAACCUCCAUCAAUACCUACACCUCAUAUGCACAGGCCUGUCAAGAAAAAUAUUCCCCAUAUGGCAAAUAGAGUGCUUCCCUCUUUAAACACUCACUCUCCACAACAAGGGCUAAAGAGAGCAGCACCAUCAUUGGCUUCUGUUUCUUCCAGUGAAUUGAAAACAGUGACAGUGUCUUCUGCUUCUGCAAACAUGCAUGCAGUUGAAAAACAGGUGCAGUCCACCACAACUGGUGCCGUUAAGGAUGUCAAUUAUUACCUAAACCUGGUUAAAGAACAUGGUACUCAUAAGCAAGCUGGCAACAAGAGUCUUAAGAACUUACAAGGUUUGAAACCGUCACAGGGAGAAGUGAAAUUCAAAAGUAAGAAACCAUGCAUAUACUUUAGAACUAAAAGGGGUUGCCGUAAUGGUUCUGACUGCCCUUAUCAGCAUGAUAUGUCAAAUCGGGGGGAAGCUGGUAAAGUCCUAAUGGCUCAACAAAAUGCUAAAAGAUUGAAAGUAGGACCAGAAAUUAAGGGGAGGCUAUAUACUUAAACGGCAUAAUCUGAGGGUUGAGACCGAAGACUGUAACUCCUCGUACAUUAAAUUGUACAGAAAGGAAGGAGACCAGCUGUAUAGAGUUAUCAUGUUUUUUUCAUUCGUUUUUCAUUCUCUCAUGAUAUUGUUGUAGGUAAUAUCCUGGAAACUCCUGUAAUAAUAAUGUUUGCCUUGAACCUUGGGUGGAUGGUUUGGUAGUUCUUUG